GAACUUUCGGUCCGGGAGCGCAGCGCUCCGCGGGGCCAUUGAGAGGCGCCGCCGCCGGAAGCGGAUGUGGGCGGCGGGGGAGUGAGGGGAGCAGCUGACUUCCACUCCCGAGCUACCUGUGGCAGCGGCUGUGGCCGAGUGGGAUGGAGCAUGUGACGGAAGGCGCCUGGGAGACGCUGCCUGUGCCGCUGCACCCGGGGGUGCUGGCGGCUCUGCGCGAGCUCGACUUCCCCCGCAUGACGCCCGUGCAGUCUGCCACCAUACCGCUCUUUAUGAAGAACAAAGAUGUGGCUGCAGAAGCUGUCACAGGGAGCGGCAAAACACUGGCUUUUGUCAUUCCCAUCCUGCAAAUUCUGCUGAGGAGGGAAGAGAAGUUAAAAAAAAUGCAGGUUGGAGCUAUCAUCAUCACACCCACGAGAGAGCUCGCCAUCCAGAUCAGUGAAGUGCUGCUACAUUUUUCUAAGCACUUCCCACAAUUUAGCCAGAUUCUUUUAAUUGGGGGUAGGAACCCAGGAGAAGAUGUUGAAAGGUUCAAAGAACAAGGUGGAAACAUCAUAGUUGCCACUCCAGGCCGCUUGGAGGACAUGUUCAGGAGAAAGGCUGAAGGUUUGGAUUUGGCAAAUUGUGUGAAGUCCCUUGAUGUCCUGGUGUUGGAUGAAGCAGACCGCCUUUUGGACAUGGGGUUUGAAGCCAGUAUAAACACUAUUCUGGAAUUUUUGCCAAAGCAGAGGAGAACAGGCCUCUUCUCUGCCACUCAAACUCAAGAGGUUGAGAACCUGGUGAGGGCUGGCCUUCGGAAUCCUGUCCGGAUUUCAGUGAAAGAGAAGGGAGUGGCAGCCACCAGCACUCAGAAGACUCCCAGCCGCCUGGAGAACUACUACAUGGUCUGCAAAGCAGAUGAGAAAUUUAAUCAACUUGUGCAUUUUCUCCGAAAUCAUAAGGAGGAAAAACACCUGGUAUUCUUCAGUACCUGUGCCUGUGUGGAAUAUUAUGGAAAGGCUCUUGAGGCCCUGGUUAAAAAUGUAAAAAUAUUGUGCAUUCAUGGAAAGAUGAAAUAUAAACGCAAUAAGAUAUUCAUGGAGUUUCGUAAACUGCAAAGUGGUAUUUUAGUGUGCACUGAUGUGAUGGCCCGGGGGAUAGACAUUCCUGAAGUAAAUUGGGUUUUGCAGUAUGAUCCACCUAGCAAUGCAAGCGCUUUCGUGCAUCGCUGUGGGCGCACAGCCCGGAUUGGCCGGGCCGGCAGCGCCCUGGUGUUCUUGCUUCCCAUGGAAGAGUCCUAUGUCAAUUUCCUUUCCAUCAACCAAAAGUGUCCCCUGCAGGAGAUGAAGCCGCAGAAAAACCCAGCUGACCUUCUCCCCCAGCUGAAGUCAAUGGCUUUGGCAGACCGAGCAGUAUUUGAAAAGGGGAUGAAAGCUUUUGUGUCUUGUGUCCAAGCCUAUGCAAAGCACGAGUGCAAUCUCAUCUUCCGAUUAAAAGAUCUAGAUUUUGCUAGUCUUGCCCGAGGUUUUGCCCUCUUACGGAUGCCCAGGAUGCCAGAGCUAAAAGGAAAACAGUUUCCAGAUUUUGUGCCUGUUACUAUUGAUACAGACACUAUUGCCUUUAAAGAUAAAAACAGAGAGAAACAGAGACAGAAAUUUCUAGAGCAACAAAGAAAAGAAAAAAAAGAGAACGAAGGAAGAAAGAAAUUUAUCAAGAACAAAGCCUGGUCAAAGCAGAAAGCCAAGAAGGAAAAGAAGAAAAAAAUGACUGAAAAGAGAAAAAGAGAAGAGGAUUUUGAUAUUGAAGACGAGGACAUGCAAGAGCUGCUCAAUGAUACAAGACUCUUGAAAAAGUUGAAAAAGGGCAAAAUGAGUGAAGAAGAGUUUGAGAAGAGAUUGUUGGCUCAUGGCAAAGGCAAGGCCCAUCUUGAGCACUUGGGGUCCUCGGAUCUGGACGGUGAUGACAGCUGACUCCCUAAGGGCCUUGUGCCCCUACACCAGUGGAGGCCACAGUCUUAACAAAUUCCAAGAAGGGCGUGGUGAAAGGUGGUGAGAGGAAAGGGUCUCUGUCUCAGGUGGAAAUUUUGGAUAUUCUUUAUGCUUUCUUGAAAGAGGCAAACUGAAUCACAAACCCAAACAUGUCAUUUCUGCCUCCGCUUUUUCAAUUUGACUGAGGGGAACAUAUAACAUUUUUGUGUGUACAUAAGAGUUGAUAUUUAUUUUUAAAAGCCAUUUUUCUACAGCUUUAAGAAAUAAAGCUAAUAAUAAAACA
Molecule: messenger RNA, 2250 nt
Organism: Sarcophilus harrisii (Tasmanian devil)
Lineage: Eukaryota; Metazoa; Chordata; Mammalia; Dasyuromorphia; Dasyuridae
Gene: DDX55
Product: DEAD-box helicase 55
Exons: 14
Coding region: 144-1949 (601 amino acids)
Cellular component (GO): nucleolus
Molecular function (GO): nucleic acid binding; ATP binding
Source: RefSeq, a predicted model, not a curated record